Molecule: messenger RNA, 624 nt
Organism: Periconia digitata
Lineage: Eukaryota; Fungi; Ascomycota; Dothideomycetes; Pleosporales; Periconiaceae
Source: the annotation of a GenBank genome assembly
AAAUCUACACACAUCCUAUCCACAAUCUCAACCAUGGCGGAGCAAACGCUCAACAUUCCCUCGAUCCUCGUCUUCAUCAUCGUCACUGUGCUUGCCGUGCGGUGGUACACGCGAUCAAAUACCGCCACAUCAAACAAUCCACAAGCCUCCUCCACGACAGGAGCAACAGUACGCAUCAAUGCCGCACAAGUCGAGCAGAUAUCCCAAAUGUUUCCGCAGCUACAGCGGCGAUCCAUCGCGUGGGAACUGCACCGGAACGGCGGGAAUGUGGCGGCUGUCACCGAGAAGGUGCUGAGUGGGCGGAGCUUGGAAACUCCCCCACCAUCCUUUACGCUCCCCACACCUCUGCGCUCCACCACAAACACACCAACCUCCCGCACACCGACACCAGCCGCGAAAGCUGUAUCCAAACCAGACCUGAUAUCCCGCUACAACCUCUCUUCUAAGCUCGCAAACUCGGCUUCAGAAACUUCGGCCACCACAUCGGAAGGCGAGCAACCUGUGAAACCGAAAGCGUGGUCUCAAGAUCGAAACGAGCGCCAAUCGAAUCUGCAGCGACGGAGGGAGGAAAUGAUCCUAGCGGCGCGGCGAAAGAUGGAAGAGAAGGAUCGAGCGAAGGCUUGA